Messenger RNA from Cheilinus undulatus (humphead wrasse), 642 nucleotides. It is a transcript of the gene tmem14ca, whose product is annotated as transmembrane protein 14Ca. The transcript is spliced from 6 exons. The record is from RefSeq and is a predicted model, not a curated record. Gene Ontology annotation, biological process: regulation of heme biosynthetic process. Gene Ontology annotation, cellular component: mitochondrial membrane. NCBI's taxonomy places the organism in Eukaryota, Metazoa, Chordata, Actinopteri, Labriformes, Labridae. The coding region runs from base 16 to 492 and encodes 158 amino acids.
UUGACUACAUUUCCCAUGAGCCUCUCCGUGACGUUUCCGUGUUUCAAUAAAAGACGUCCGGUGGGACACAGAGGCUGCUUUGGUUGUGACAGAGGACGAAGUGAAGAAACAAGCUCUGUGUUGCAGGACUCAGGCAGUUCUUUCGAUAUUUUUGCAAUUGUUUCCAACAUGACUGUGGACUGGGUUGGUUAUGGAUACGCAGCCCUAAUCGCUUCUGGAGGAGCCGUUGGUUAUGCCAAAGCACGCAGUGUUCCCUCCCUUGCUGCUGGUCUUCUCUUUGGUGGUCUCGCAGGUUUCGGUGCCUACCAAAUCUCCAAUGAUCCCAAUAAUAUUUGGGUGUCUCUUGGUACUUCAGGAACUCUGUCUGCAAUCAUGGGAAAGAGAUUCUAUGGAUCGAGGAAGUUUAUGCCAGCUGGCCUGAUGGCUGCAGCAAGUCUCUUGAUGGUGGGAAAGCUGAGCCUGGCCCUGCUUCAGAAACCCCAGGAGUCCUGAUGGAGCAAGGAGAGUGACCUGUUCUUCCUCUGUCAGUGGGGCAGCAUGUCUGUGUUUGUCAUUUACUGUUGAUCAUUAGUUUUAUUUUGUAGAAAAAUAAAUACAACAGUGUAUAUUUAAAGAUAAAAGAUUAUAUCAUGCUUGUAUAAU